Exophiala bonariae is the source of this 2607-nucleotide messenger RNA. RefSeq lists its product as uncharacterized. The record is from RefSeq and is a predicted model, not a curated record. Gene Ontology annotation, biological process: glycoprotein catabolic process; carbohydrate metabolic process. Lineage: Eukaryota; Fungi; Ascomycota; Eurotiomycetes; Chaetothyriales; Herpotrichiellaceae. The transcript is spliced from 4 exons. Bases 1 to 2607 code for a protein of 868 amino acids. Gene Ontology annotation, molecular function: beta-mannosidase activity.
AUGCCGUCCUCGACACAAGAGUUGAGCACCGGGUGGAAGCUCAAGCAGACUGAUGACACUUCUGAAAAUGCAUGGCUCCCUGUAUCGAAGGUACCGACGGUGGUCCACCUUGAUCUGAUGGAGAACGGAAAAAUCGUCGACCCGUUCAUCAACAUGAACGAGCUCGCCGCACGCUGGAUGGCGGAGAAGUCAUGGACGUACAGCACGACCUUCCAGUCCCCAUCCGAGACUGGUAGUAAGAGCACGCGGACUGACCUAGUGUUCAAGGGCUUGGACACGUAUGCCACGGUCACAUUGAACGGCUCAAAUAUCCUCGAGGGGGACAAUAUGUUCCUCGAAUAUCGUGUGGACGUCACCGACCACCUUAAAACGGGCGAUAAUGAGCUUGAAAUCAUCUUUGCCUCUGCGCUACUUCGUGGUCGUGAACUCGUCAAAGAACAUGAGCAUGAGCAUAGAUUCAUUGCUCAUCAGACCGAGAUUGGUAGGAUGCCGGUUCGCAAGGCCCAGUGUCAUUGGGGCUGGGACUGGGGACCGAUUUUGACCACUUCUGGGCCUUGGAGACCCAUCUUUCUCGAGACAUAUAAUACCCGGGUGGAAGACGUCUGGUUCCAGGCGAAGGUGAGUGGAGACUUGAAAGUUGUAAGUGGCCAAUUACUGGCUCGUGUGGACGCCGGCAAGGCAGAGACGGCCACGGUCAAGUUCAGUCUGUCAUUAGACGGAACAAAUGUCUUCGAGUCUCAGGCCGACAUCGACAAAUCUGGCUUAUCCAAGACCAACUUCAAACUCGGGGACCCUGAACUUUGGUAUCCUCAUGGAUAUGGCAAGCAACCACGGUACGAACUGAAAGCCAGCUUGGUCGUCGAUGGGUCCGAGCAGUCUGCUCAGACAAAGCUCACGGGUUUCCGAAAGGUAGAGUUGAUUCAGGAGAAAGAUGAAAACGGCAAGUCAUUCUACUUCCGCAUCAACAACGUCGACGUCUUCGCAGGGGGCUCGUGCUGGAUUCCAGCGGAUAGCUUUAUUCCGAGGAUUGGCCGGGAUGGAUAUCGUAAAUGGAUGGAGUUGAUGGUUGAGGGAAAUCAGAUCAUGACUAGGAUAUGGGGAGGCGGAAUCUACGAGGAAGAUGACUUCUACGAUGCCUGCGAUGAGCUUGGGGUCCUUGUCUGGCAGGAUUUCGCUUUCGCCUGUGCCAGCUACCCAGCAUAUCCUUCGUUCCUCAAGCAGAUCGACGAGGAAGCUCGCUAUAAUGUACGGCGGCUACGGACCCGCCCGUCACUGGUUAUCUGGGCUGGCAACAAUGAGGACUACCAGAUUCAGGAGCGAUAUGAUCUGGAUUAUGACUAUGACGGGGACAAAGACCCACAGUCGUGGUUGAAAGGCACAUUCCCGGCUAGGUAUAUCUACGAGUACCAAUUGCCCAAUCUUGUUGAGGAGGAAGACCCCGGUGCCGUGUAUCACCCUAGCAGCCCUUGGGGAGACGGAAAGAAGACCUUUGAUCCAACGGUCGGUGAUAUUCACCAGUGGAACGUUUGGCAUGGCCUUAUGCGAAGAUACCAGGAGUUGUCAACCAUGGGCGGCCGCUUUGUGAGCGAGUUCGGCAUGGAAGCAUACCCGCACCUAUCGACGAUCAAGUCUGCGAUAACCGACCCGAAACAACAAUAUCCAGGCUCCAUGGUCAUGGACUAUCACAACCGAGCUAUUGACCAUGAACGUCGACUCCUGACUUAUGUUGCGGAAAACUUCAAGAUAAAAUACGAUUUGCCAUCAUUCACACAUCUGACACAAAUGACUCAAGCAGAUGUUAUGGACUAUGCGUAUCGUUCGUGGAGACGGGACUGGGGAAAACCUGGCUCGAGGAAGACCGGAGGCAUAUUGGUGUGGCAGCUCAAUGACUGUUGGCCUACGAUGUCCUGGGCGGUGGCUGAUUACUAUCUCGUGAAGAAGCCAGCAUUCUACGUCAUGAAGCGAAAUUUGGAACCCGUCGCGGUCGGAGUCUCCAGACCAUUCAUUGACUGGACUGCUGGUCACGUCGAUCCCACCAUUGCUACAAGGGACAGGAAGUAUGAUGUGUGGGUCGCCAGUUCCAGGACAGUAGCGGUCCAGGGUGAAGUGACAAUCCGGUUCUUGUCCAUCAAGACGGGGAAGGAGCUUGCCUCGACCAUCAAAAAGAGCAUUGAAAUCGCACCAAAUUCGACAACCGAUAUCAUUGAGCAAGGAGACGUCGAUGUGAGUGCUGACUAUGACCGGACUAAGCCUUUCGACGACGAGAAUUAUGAUCCAUACGUCAUCUCUGUAUCAUUGUCGGUCGAUGGGAAACCAGUCACAACAGGGACUGCUUGGCCCCAUCCUUACAAGUAUCUUGAUUUUGCCGAUCGCAAAGUGAAGGUUCAGGUGUCAAAGGGCGUGGUCACUAUCAGCACUGAGAAGCCUGUGCAUGGAUUCGUCUUUGAGGAGAAAAAGGAUUGGCUCAAGUUCUCGGACAACGGUUUUGAUGUCUUGCCAGGGGAGGACAAGGUUAUUCAUGUCACGGGGACAGAUUGGAAGGACGAUGAGCUACGAUGGACCUAUAUCGGCGCAGAGUCUGCCUCAAUUGGAAGCAACGAUGUCUAG